Molecule: messenger RNA, 1793 nt
Organism: Blepharisma stoltei
Lineage: Eukaryota; Ciliophora; Heterotrichea; Heterotrichida; Blepharismidae
Source: the annotation of a GenBank genome assembly
AUGGAUCAUCCUAAGCGGCGGUUAAUCCUUCACAUGGAUAUGAAUAACACAGUAAUUAUGAAAGAUGAAGCAAACGGCUACUCCCUUGAUUUUACUGUAAAGUUUAUUUAGCUCAGCAAAAUUCUCGCAAGUGAAUGCUGGGGCAAUAUCGUUGAAAAAGAAGGCGCAAAGAUCUGAAAACUUAAUUUCAACCAGCUUUCCUUUUUAAGACCGGAUCCUGCUUUAGUCUCUUAUGAGUAACAAUAUAUUUACUCCCCUCCAUGCGCUAACAAAAAAAUUUUGAUCUCAAAGAAGGGGGUUCAUUUUAUUUUAAUUUAAUGCAUAAAUUUUAUAAAAACAAAAUUUUUUGAAAUUUAAAAAAUUCAUAUAUGAAAUAAUUUGAAAGCAAAUAUUAAUUUAAUUUGUAAAUUUAUAUUUUAAAUGCAAAUUAGCUAGAGAUUUCAUAUAAUAAUUAUUGCUUAUAUGAAUAUAAUUUUUCUUAAAAAUUUUUAUUUAGCGAAUUUGCAGACAUGCAAUACCCUCAAAAAACCCCUGAAGAAGAGCCAGACCCUGCAAGACGUCAAGUUUUAAACAAAGAAAACAAAAUUUCUUACUGCAAACUUAUUAGUGAAUUUACACUUCCAGGCAAGCCAGGGUAUAAAUUUAAGUCAUUGUUUGAUAAAAUGCAGAGGUGCCUAUCAAUUCCAAAGCCAAUUUGUGAUGACUAUGGGUUGAUUCCAACAGAUGAGGAAGAAAAGAAAGAAGAAGAUACUGAAGAGAAAAAAAUUGUAAUUACUGAUGAAGAAGAUAGAGAUAUUAUAAAACAAUUAUUUUAUGGAGGGAAAUGGCUUUUAAUUCCUUCAUUCUAUAGAAUGAUCCAAGAGCUUAAAAAAUCAAAGAGGGAGUUUUCAAUUGUUUUCAGGACAUUUGGUAGUGAACUGAGUAACGUGAUCGAUGAAUUUAACUUGUUUUGCAAAGGAAAUCAUCCACUAUUUAACGGAAAACAUGGUACUCCUAGGCUGAGAUUUGAUGGGAAAUCCAAAUCAAGAGAUAUGAUAAUUGAAGAUUAUAAUAAAGGCUAUAUAAGUAGAAACCCCGGAAGUGAAGAUAUUUUGGUGCUUGGGACCCUUAAUAGACACCCAAAUAGCGAAGACCCUGAGGAAUAUCAUGCAGGCGCCAUGGAUGAAGGAAUUGUUUCUAUUUAUCGCGAUUUUCCAUCAAUACAAGUUGCAAUACAAGAAAGACUCCAUAGAACUGCUUCAAUGGCAAUUUCUGAUGAUUUCGAUUACUGAUAUCAAAACGGAAAACAGUCAGAAUACGGAAAACUGCUGCUAAUUGAUCAAACUGACUAUUCAACCUUACAGAUCUUUUUUGAUGACAAUAUUGGAGUUGAUUAUGGUAGAAUCGUAGACGUAAGGGAUGUAGUCACUGGAGAGCCGAUUCCUUAUAAAAAAGCCAUCAAUAAAUUCAUUUUCAGAGUUGAUCCUUAUAGAGCUAUUGUAGAAGCUGACUAUUUUUAUAAGUCUAUACUGGGCUGCGAAGAAAACUGGAAUGAAGAUAUAAGAAAAACUGAAGCUGGAGAGGUAGAUGAAGAUAAAGGAGUGGUAGAAGAAAUUAGUGAGUGGGAUAAACUUCAGCAAGCACCAACAGAGGAAUAUUUAUCAAGAGUAAUUUUGCCGGUAUUGCUGCCAGGACUUCAAGUUUUGGAUAUUGAAAGACCUGAUGAUCCAAUAUCAUUUUUAGCUUUAUAUGUUUUGAAGCAUCAAGAUAUGAUAAAACUGCCAGCGCCAACCCCCGUAGUCAAUAAUAUUUAA